Bursaphelenchus xylophilus (pine wood nematode) is the source of this 3134-nucleotide messenger RNA. The record is from the annotation of a GenBank genome assembly. Lineage: Eukaryota; Metazoa; Nematoda; Chromadorea; Rhabditida; Aphelenchoididae.
AUGGGCGCCUUGCUGGCCGGUUUUAUCGUGGCCGCAAUUCUUGGCGAGGUCAGUGCCGUGGCCGUCAAUCAGUGCAACUUGGGCAACAAGUUGUACAGUAUCGAGAAUGGAGGCGUAGGUUUUACCUUGUCGGAAUUUUUAGUCAAAGAUUUUUAAUUUUUUUUAAAUAAAAAAGCAUAAGGCGAAUAUUUAAAUGUAAAUUUCAGACUGUCUGCGCUCCAUUAGCCCCAUAUCAAUGUAUCACAAGUUGCCAGUGGAAUACCAGUUGCUCACACACCGCCCAUUCCUUGGCUUUCCAAGGUCGCCGUACAUUUGUGGCUGGGAUGAUCCUCACUCCCGAGAACUUCCUUCUUCUCUGUUGUGCUACCUUUGCCAAUGUUGUUCAACAGAGUGAGUUCCAACUUAUACACUAUGGUCAAUUCAGUUCAUCAAUGUCCCCAAUUCUAAUUUCAGAUCAACGCUUGGAGAACCGAUGUGUUUGGGUUCCCCCAAUUCAGACCAUCGAAAAUGGCCCAAGCAUUAGAUUCGAUCCUCCAUUGAGUCAGAAUGAAUACGUCAGAGACAUGGCAAUCCAGAGAAUGGACAGGGGAAAAGUCGAAGUCAGAGUUCAGAUUUGCAAAUUCAUGACGCAACGAACAAACUGUGACGAAAACGUGAGUUUGCAGUUGAAAACAUUUACAAAAUUGAAAUCAAUUUGCAUAAUCAACAUUCUAUUGACCAAGAGUUCAAUAAUUUUCAGACAAUGCCACCAGACGACCAACAACUCUUCAAUCUACUCCAACUCCGACUUUCUAGAACCGAAAUGUUCUUGAAAGAUCACAACGGAACCACCAACCCAAAAGACUUUUUCCACGUUCCCGGAGGUCUUGAAGAAAUCCCAACUCCAACUCAAGACUCAUUCAGAGAUGAAGUUGUCGGUGGAGAGUUGGAUGAAGCCAGAGUUGGUCCUCCAAUCACUCACAGACUUUCCAGCCAACUCCAGAAUCGUCGGAACGACAUUCCACAAGUCCGGGAAGCUCCUUUAGUUGCUCGAAACAUUGUGAGGCAACCAAAUGCGUUGAGAACGCCUCGUGCUAAUGGUAAAACUUAAUUUGGAUCGAAAGAUUUGGAGAUUCAGAAAAUUCUGUAGCCGAAAUAGAAUUACCUCUGAAUCUCCAAAUGCCUUUAAAUGCUCCAGAAACUUAUGUGUUCAAUGUCAGACCUUGUGUUUGUAUUGUGUGUAUCUUUGUUUAACUUAUUUUGUAGCCAAUUCUCUACGUACUUCGACAGACCGUUUCCGUCGCCACGAGUUCGAAGAGGAAUCUGAGGCCGAAACGCGAGUCCCUAAGGCUCGUCUUCCCGUUGUCUUCCCAAUCUCAACGAAUGACCGAGUUGACCUUGGGCAGUCAACUGUCCUAAACGGCGGCAGUGGAGUUCAACCGACCUCCGUCAUUUCUCGACAAGGAAGUCGACCGAGUUAUCGGAACUUAGCACCCAGUGCUACGGUUCCAUUUGUCCCACAACGGCUUCGGACAGCCUUUGGAGUACCUCAAAGGAUCAACACGCGGCUAAACGGAAUCACAAAUACUCGACAAGAUAUUACACAUGCCGACAGUGAUCAUGAAAGAGAAAGUGGGAUCUCAAGUUCAAGAGCCAACCAAUUCAGUGAGCCAAGUGGGCUGACUUUCGCUGGAAACAAGCCUGAACCUGAGAGGGCACUAUUGUCAACGAAUCUUACUCGGGCAACCGUCAGAUCAAAACAUCUUGCCAGAACUGUUUCCAAUUCUCCCAGCUAUCCUCGGCAAUCAAAUGACGAUCAAUUUGAAGAACGCCCAAUCAAAUCGAGCUUAUCAAUUCGAAAGCUUCACCUCGGAAAUGUCCAUAAACUUGGAGGGUUUGCUCAUGCCACGUCUUACGGAGGAUCCUUUGCCACCUCGUCAGAACAAGCAUUACCUCCUGCUCGGAACCUUCGGACCUUCAACAAUCUCAGUCCAGUCCGUCCUGUCGCCAAGACUUUGACCGGCCUAGCUCCAACCGCUUCUUCGCAUCUCCCGCCCGCGCCGAAAGCUCGAGGUCCAGUUCAAAAUCGGAUAUUCUCGAUCGAAGAUGUACAACCUCAGCCAAUCCAACCACAAGUCCCUCCACAAUCUAUCCAGCCGGUUCCUCAAACUCAAAAUCAUUUCUACAACAACUCCGUUUAUCGACAAGUCGGGUUUUCGAAUACGAUUGCAACAGUGGCUCCACCGACUCCUCAGCCGCUUCCUCAGCCUCCGAUCGCCACUCAUCCGAUCCAUUUGAAUCCCGCUUAUCAACAACAACUUCUGGAGGCCCGACGAGAACAUGAAUAUCUCGCGCAGCAACAGCAAAAGGAGACUAGCCUGAGGGGAUUAUUACAAUGUUGUCAAGACCAGGCGCCUGGAUGUAGGCAUCUUUGUUCGCCCGAAGUUAGCAAAGAAGAGGUAGCGUUUUAUCGAUAGAAACACUCACAUUACCUCGCUGCACAAUGGUUAUGGGAAAAUAAUACACUUGCACUCGGAUAUUAAUCAGGUUUAUAAGACGGUGAAGGUAUUUGUUGAGGACUCACAGCCUAUCCUAAGUUGUUAUAUGAGCGAAAAACGAUGGCAUAUGGCAAUGCAUGGAACUGUCUAAUGAAACUCGUCUUGACGGUGGCUUCUUUGUUUUACUCAUCCUGCUUGAAAUUACAAAUUUCAAGAAUUAUUUUAUGCUGCACAUAACUUGCUUUGACUUAUCACUGUCCUUCUAAGCUUGCUAAUUCUAACCACCCACUUAUUACAAUGUAUCGCAAGUCCCAACAUACUCUAAUCUCUCUCCAAUUUCAGAUAAGACGAGCCAUUCAAACGAACGAGUGUCCGCCCCUCACCAUGACCAGCGUUCUUCAGUGUUUCCCACGCUUCUACAACAUUAGCACGGUCGGGCAGUGUUGUAAUCAAGCCGUAAAUGGUCAAGGCUCGGCGAAUCAACAGCAGGCCGUCCAGAGUGUGGUCGGGUUUUUGGUGGGACAGGGUGCACCCCGUCUCCCGGGACAAUGUCAAAGUUUGUGCGCGCCCAAUUUCAAGUUGUCAUUCUCUCAUUUCGCCUGUGUAGAUCAUAUCAAUACGAUCGUCGACUGUUAUCGAGACUUAAUUCGACGAUAA